AUGUAUCUACUUAGAUUUGUCUACCGAAAUACUGGUCGGCCCUCAUUGCUUCAACCUUAUGCUAAUCGCCUCGCAACAACCCGCGCACUAUUCCAACCCAAUCACCCCACCCGACUCUUCAGCCACACCUGCACAAUGUUAAAAGUCGACCCUGAAUUCGAGAAAACCCAAGCCUCGCGGCCAGAUUUUCGCCGCGGUGCCGAGAUCACAUACACCAAGUCUCCGAACCCCACAUGGAAGGAAGGCGAUGGCGCAAAUGACAACGGCGAGAGCCUGGAGAAAGACCACGUCGAGAUCGACCCCAACGAGGAGGGCCGGCCUGUGGCCUCAAACUAUAAGUUUCUGAUUUCGGGAAUGGUCCCACGACCGAUCGCACUCGUCAGUACCCAGUCUGCAGAUGGCAAAACUACAAACCUCGCCCCGUUCAGCUACGCACAGGUCAUCAACCAUGACCCGCCGUUGUUCACAGUUGGCUUUGCUGGGUCGAUGGAGAGAGCCAAGGAUUCAUUGAAGAACCUGAACGAGACUGGGGAGUGUGUGAUCAACAUUAUCUCGGAACAUUUCAUUGAAGCGGCCAAUUCUACUGCUAUCAAUGCGCCUUAUGGUGUCUCCGAGUGGGAGACUUCGGGGCUGCACCAGGCACCUACCUCUAUUGUGAAGCCUGCCCGUGUCAAGGAGUCCAUUCUUUCUAUUGAGGGCAAGCUUGUUGAGUUGAAGGAGUUUGAGAGUCGUGUCACCCCCGGUAAGAAAUCUGGUGUGCUUGCUAUCAUUGAGGGUGUUCGUUUCUGGGUUAGGGAUGAUGCUAUCAACGAGGAAAGAAAUGUCGUCGAUUUGAAGGUCCUUAAGCCUAUCAGUCGCCUGGGUGGUAUCUCGUACGGUCGAACCACGGAAGCGAUAGAGAUCCCUAGACCGCAAUAUUAG
Molecule: messenger RNA, 921 nt
Organism: Penicillium hordei
Lineage: Eukaryota; Fungi; Ascomycota; Eurotiomycetes; Eurotiales; Aspergillaceae
Product: flavin reductase family protein
Exons: 2
Coding region: 1-921 (306 amino acids)
Molecular function (GO): FMN binding
Source: RefSeq, a predicted model, not a curated record